CCUUCCUGUUCAAGUGAGCACAGCACAACAAGGGGCUGGCACUGAGGACACGACCCUGCUGCCCAUGGAUUGGAUACCCCGCCCGGACGCACUACCCGGACAAGCCUGCUCAAACUCGUAGCUCCUCAGUUGGGCAAAUCACUUUGUGUAGUUCACUGAGGAAAGAGGAGGAAGCUGACUUUAUGGGUCCCUUAGACCCGGAUGUCGACACACUAUAGCACCAUCACCACAGACAUCACAGACACUACACGACUUGCCUUCAUGAGAAGUGCAGAAGAUCCAAUGUCAUUGUAAUGACGUGGCUCAGGUUUGACCCCGGAGAUGCCGAAGAGACGAGACAUUCUGGCCAUUGUGUUGAUCGUGUUGCCUUGGACGCUACUUAUCACUGUUUGGCAUCAGAGUGCCAUCGCCCCUCUGCUAGCUGCUCGAAAGGAUGACAGACAUGAGAGUCGGCGAGACUCCCAGAACACCUUCACCCUCAAGGAGCCCUGCUCCUCGGAGAACAACAAGGACAUUGUGAAGGUGUUGCGCACCGAGUACAUCUACAGCCGCCAACCGCUCUGGUCUAAUGUCCUCCCCACCCUCCACGUCGUCACCCCAACCUACAGCCGGCCGGUCCAGAAGGCAGAGCUGACCCGUCUGGCCAACACCUUCCUCCACGUGCCCAACCUGCACUGGAUCCUGGUUGAGGACUCUCAGCGACGAACCCCGCUAGUCACCAGGCUCCUCCAGGAAACAGGCCUGAACUACACCCACCUUAACGUGGAGACACCCAGGAACUAUAAGCUGCGUGGGGACAUGACGGACCCCAGGAUACCCCGUGGAACCAUGCAGAGGAACCUGGCCCUGCGCUGGCUCAGAGAGACCUUCAGCCCCAACAACAGCAACAGCCAGCCGGGUAUCGUCUACUUUGCAGACGAUGACAACACCUAUAGUCUGGACCUGUUUGAGGAGAUGCGUUCAACGAGGAAGGUGUCUGUGUGGCCUGUAGCCUUUGUGGGCGGCCUGCGCUACGAGUCCCCUAAAGUCAACACCAUGGGCAAGGUUUACGGCUGGAAGACUGUGUUUGACCCCAACCGCCCCUUUGCCAUAGACAUGGCUGGGUUUGCGGUGAACCUCCGCCUCAUUCUCUUUAAGCCUCAGGCCUACUUCAAGCUGCGGGGCGUCAAGGGAGGAUACCAGGAGAGCAGCUUACUGCGGGAGCUGGUCACCCUCAGCGACCUGGAGCCCAAGGCUGCUAAUUGCACUAAGGUACUUGUAUGGCAUACUAGGACAGAGAAGCCUGUCCUGGUGAACGAGGGAAAGAAAGGAUUUACGGACUCCAACGUGGAGAUAUGAAACUUAUUUUUGAGCACAGGUUAUAUAUGGCUGGGAUUCCAAACGGACUGACAAAAGACAAGCUGGCAGGAUCAGGGUGAAAUAUAUAUGUACUGUAAUAGUACUGUAAAGGGAGUCAGACAGCCACCUUGUCUACUACAAGCAGCACACAGCCACGUAUCAAUACAGGCAUAGAAUAUCAAAGCACAGAUUCAUAGAGGAUGGUGAUACUGUAUCUAGCUAAGCGCUUUACUGAUGCAUCAAUGGAAGUUGCCCACAUGGAGCUCGCCAGUCUCCAGAGUGCAACUUAGACAAAAGACUGUCGGCGGUUCAGACAACAGGAUGGCUUCAUACAGUGGUCAAUAGGAAGCGUCCUUAACCCAGCUGACACAAACCAACCGUCCAAUCAACAUGAUCGUAACCAGGCACUGGACCAAACUGAAUCAAUCAGUGGCCCCGAAUGGCUUUUGUUUGUUGGUGAUUAGGCUCCUUUUGUUGUGGAGUGGACUGUUCUUGGGGUGCAGAACAGAGCUGGAUAAAGGGGUCCUUGUCUGACUGAAGUUAGCAUUGACUGACAGACUAAUCUGGAGAGGACAUGAACCCUUCCCACGUCCCAAUGUAAAACACUGAGCUAUUCAGACAGCUCUGCUCCCUCAAACCUAUCACUAAUUAGAACACGUCUCACACACAUACACAGAUACGCCUGCACACAAACACAUGCACACACACACACACGCACACACAGAGUAAUCAGAGUAGGAAUGAUGAUUUAGCAUAACACCCAUACUGUAAUGCCAGCUUUUGUUAGUUGCUUGUUUUUGUUCAUGUUUUCCUGAUCAUAUAACACUACUGAUUUAUAUCAGCACUUUAAAAUCAGGAUUUAUUGUCAAUCAGUUUUUCUCAAUCAGAGACAAGUAUUUUUUUGGAAGAAUCGAUUUUCAAAGCAGAGUUCACAAGACACAGAACUCAGUGGCCUUUUGCAAAACAGUAAAUGCGUUUUCAAAAUGUAGUUGCCUUCUCAAAAUAUAAAUACAUUAAUCAAAACUAAAUUGUACAGUCAAAAUUGCAAAUAAAUUCAUAAAAAGAACACGACUCCCUGCAAAAAGAUUAAUACAACCAUACUCAUCUCGAGUCCAAGUAGACAAAAGAGAAAACAAAUCCCAGUACAUCAAUACAUUUUCUUUGCAGUUACUAAAUCAUGAUGAUCAAAUUAUGGGCAAUUACUCUCCUUUUAUGCAUAUUUCACCAAACAAUUUCAUAUAUAUCAAAUCAAAUAUUUCUGAUAAGAAAUAAAAUAAGCACAUUGUGUGCAGGAUUCAUCGGUAUCACAAUCCAAUUCCAUUCCAUAAUCAAUAGAUAGGCUGGUUUGCUCAUAGUUUUGUGGACUCAAAGCAAAGCUCUAUAAUGGAAGGUCAUAAUGUUGGAGAGAAUUACUUAGGAGUAACCCAACUUCAUUAUCUGCAUGUCUGCAAUAUUGUAAAAAAUUUGACUGUCCCAAUUGCCUAGAUCUUUCCCUACAGUAUGUGUACAUGGUAUGAAUUUUGAAUUUUGUGCAGUAGUAUUUACUGAUUGCCAGAAACAGUGAACACAAUUGCACACAUUUCUCUUCUGAGGAAUACAAUGUGUUAGUAUUCUGUGAACAAAACACUUAACAGUGAAUUUUGUAUUCACUGAUGGCAUUUGUACUUAAAGUUUUGUAAAAGGUGGUCUAAGAUUUCCCAGAAGAUACCGACCCUACCAUUAUUCUUGUUUACACUGAGCUGCACUGGGAUGUGAACGCAAUCAUCAUUACAUUAAGACACUGUGGAGCCAGCGCAAGAUAUGGGUUGGAAAACGUACUUCAGUGCAGGGAUGGGAUAUGCCACUGUACUCCAAAUUGUACCACUAUAAUGGUAGGGUCAGUAUCUCCUGGAAAGUCUAAGAUAUUCAAGUCAGGUACAAAAGCAAGAAAAUUAUCAGAAGUUCUGCAAAUGUAUUACUAACUGUAUGUCGCUCUGGAUAAGAGCGUCUACUAAAUGACUAAAAUGUAAAUGUAUUUGAGCAUUUGAUCAUUGCUGUUCUGCUAUAGCUAGUUUGUUUCAACAAAAAUUCCUUGUACGCGAUUGAGAAAAAAAAUGUCACCUCUCAAACAGAGAAUAGUUAAGGACAUUUGCCAAUGAAACUAGAGCUAGUCAAUUAAAUAUGAUUAUUUCACAACACACACUAAAUCAGUCAAAGGAUACAUGCCUUCCCUUGAUAUGCCAUUUUCUAACCAGUCUGGACCCCAAACGGCACUUAAUGAUCUUUGAUCUGAUAUUCAAAAGGUAAACAGAGGGAAUGUCUGCUUUGUAAACAACCACUGUAAUUAUAUGUAAAUACAAUCAUACAAAUUUACCCCACAUGUCAAUGUCUCUUUUGGUUUCCUUGUUUGACAUGGUUUAUUGCGA
Messenger RNA from Coregonus clupeaformis (lake whitefish), 3743 nucleotides. RefSeq names its product galactosylgalactosylxylosylprotein 3-beta-glucuronosyltransferase 1-like. Lineage: Eukaryota; Metazoa; Chordata; Actinopteri; Salmoniformes; Salmonidae. The record is from RefSeq and is a predicted model, not a curated record. Bases 322 to 1338 code for a protein of 338 amino acids. Gene Ontology annotation, biological process: carbohydrate metabolic process; chondroitin sulfate proteoglycan biosynthetic process. Gene Ontology annotation, cellular component: Golgi membrane. The transcript is spliced from 7 exons. Gene Ontology annotation, molecular function: galactosylgalactosylxylosylprotein 3-beta-glucuronosyltransferase activity.